This is a messenger RNA of Fraxinus pennsylvanica, 795 nucleotides long. The record is from the annotation of a GenBank genome assembly. Lineage: Eukaryota; Viridiplantae; Streptophyta; Magnoliopsida; Lamiales; Oleaceae.
AUGGACGACGACAUCUCGCAAUGGGGCUCCUACACACAGACCAUGACCUUCACGACUCUGGUAACUGAUCCAGUGCCCGUGACACUCCUAGCUGUCGUUCCGACAAGAAGACAGACACGCGCAAGUGUGCAAGGUGGGAUCCCAAGGAAUACCAUAUUUUCAUCAGAGUUGCAGAGCAUCUCUAGCAUGCGUGCAUUUUUCUCCCCUUCACAUGUACUCACAGCUCUAGCAUGCCUGCUCUAUGAGAACCCAAAGUAUGGCAAAUUCAAAGACAACGAUAACAAAGAGAUUUACCACACUUACAGCAAAUUGUUUGGUGGCAGUUGGGAUGCCACGAAGUACGCUUUAACACCGACAAAACUUUGCCAACGCGGUCUUGAUCUCAGCUCAGACAGCGAUGCAGAGGACCGUAAUGACACGAUGCCAAUCAACAUAGAGACAACGAACUCAAGCGACGGGCCUCAGGAGGGGGUGAAUCAUUUAUCUAUGAAUAUUUCCCUUGCCCGAAGUAGAGAGAAGCGUAAGGGUAAGGAAUUUGCUUCUGUCAUUCGGUCAAGAGACAAGGGCGUGAUGACAAUUUCGGAGUGCGUGCAGGACUUGCUUUCGACGGGCCUCGUACAGAGUGGUGACGAGCUUCAUUUGUUUGCUGCGUGGUUCUUCCGUGACACCGAAAAUCGUAUUUCGUACAGUGCCUUUGAAAUACAUGAACUUAGGUUCGUCUGGGUUCAGUAUUGCUUCAAACGCGACAACGAUGCAAACCUAGUGAAGCAGUCGAGGGCGAGACGCAAACUGUGA